This is a messenger RNA of Prunus armeniaca (apricot), 702 nucleotides long. The record is from the annotation of a GenBank genome assembly. NCBI's taxonomy places the organism in Eukaryota, Viridiplantae, Streptophyta, Magnoliopsida, Rosales, Rosaceae.
AUGGAGAAGAGCAUUCAGAAGCUUGAUUUGAGGCCUGGUGGUGCUUCUUCUUUGCUUCAAAUCAAUGACCUCAAGAACUCACCUGGACCUGUCAAGAAGGAGCUUAGAAUUGCCACAAAGCAAGCUGUUGGGCUUCUGCAGGACAAUUACCCUGAGUUAGUCGCCAAAAAUAUUUUCAUUAAUGUUCCAUUCUGGUACUAUGCACUCAAUGCCCUAUUAUCUCCUUUCUUGACUCAAAGAACCAAGAGCAAGUUUGUGGUUGCUCGCCCAGCUAAGGUCACUGAGACCCUUCUCAAGUACAUUCCAGCUCAGGAGAUACCAUCUCAAUAUGGUGGCUUCAAAAGGGACAAUGACACUGAGUUCUCCUCUGAAGAUUGUGCUGUUUCUGAACUAAUUCUUAGGGCUGGAUCCACUGGAACCAUUCAGAUAGAUGCAGCUGAGGCUGAUAACACAUUAGUCUGGGACCUGACUGUUUUGGGCUGGGAAGUGAAUUACAAGGAGGAGUUUGUUCCUACUGAUGAGGGCUCUUACACCAUUAUUGUUCAGAAGAGAAAGAAAAUAGGCUCCAAUAAUGAAGGGCCUAUCCGCAACACUUUCAGAAGCAAUGAACCAGGGAAGGUUGUUCUUACAAUUGAGAACACUUCAAGCAAGAAGAAGAGGGUUCUGUACCGGUACAAGGCGAAGAAGUGCUCCACCUUCUGA